AGGCGUUCUGUCCGACUAAUGUGUACAGAGUGCGUAAGUUUGAAAGAUCCUGAACUUCUGGUAUGAUCAGCUUCUGAGGCGCUCAUACACCCGCGCUUGUGUAGACACGGCAGAUGCACGUAUGCGGGCUUUUAACGGCGCUUGCGUAUAUGGGCUAUGUCGUCUGCUGCGCCGCUGCUUCGCACCUGUACGUCUGCUAAAUAAAGUUUGUAUACCACCACCUGUACGUCUGCACCACGGUGUAAGAAUAGGCUGUGGUCUGCACGAAGCCGGCGCCGGCAAUAGAGAGCGUAGAGAGGGCGCAAUAUAAUCGCGAAUCAGCUCUGCGCUUUUUCUGCACCUUUUGUAACGAAUGGCGAGGUGCAGCACUUUGCAAAGUGGUGUAGGUGAAUCGAACGUACCUUAGGUGCGUUCGAUUCACCUACAUCACAUACGAACCGUAGCGAAGCCGCCACGGAAAGCUGGAUUGUGGAUCGGAUUAAAACAAUGAUUAUUACACUUUUUUUUUUGUUUUUGUCAUUCUCUGAUGCUGGUGCGACCCGCGCGACUCGAACACACUUCCCGGUGCGCUUGUUUUCAUUGCGUAUGACGAGCCGUAAUUCAUGAAGUAAUAAUGUACUUUUGCUCUGGCAAUUCGAGAGGUGGCGCAUAGUGAAGCCAAGAAAUUUCGGGGCUAUAAAAGAACGUCGGUUCCUUGGUUUUCUCUGUCCUAUCGUCUAUCGUCCAGGAUACGUGCCAUCGCCAUCGACAGUCUUGCCGUAGCCUUGCUAGUUCGCAACGUGCACGAUGCCGAAACCAUAUAGGGUUGUCAAAUUCCCCGACGAGAAAGACAGCUUGGCAGUUGUGCGAACCUCGUGGCUAGCUCACAAUGAAGAGCUCUGCUUCUGGCCCCAAUGUGUCAGGGGGUCAGAAGUGAUUACAAUGAUUCAACACGAAGUUGCCCCACAACAAGAUUGGGGAACGUAUCCCGUUGUUGUGAUGGCGAGGUGCAGCACUUACGAAAAGGCAACGAGAAGAGCAAAAAGAGCAGAAGCUCUGUCUGGUGUGGACACAACAGAGCAGUCGGGCAAUGAUGCUUGCCAUGGAGAUGACGACGAGGAUGCAGCUUCAUCGCCUCGACUGGAGCUGCCUGCACCGCCCUCCCUAGCUGCACCAGCUCAUGAGAGCAUCACGGGCACAUCCCUGGAGCCAGGUGGAAAUGGAGGCCCUGAGGAGAUGAUGCCGGUGAUGCUGCGGGUGCUGCGGGUGCAGCUAGAGGUCAGGCAGCAGAACAGAGAGCUGCAUCAUGAGCUGCAGCAGCUGAGGCACGAGGUACGGGUCAUGUCUGAGAGGCUACAUGAAAUUGAGUCUCUCGACAGGACCCGUACCGCGCCUCAACCUGCCCAGCAUACGGUGCCUGCCAGUCUCCCUCGGCUGCCUGCCAACAGCUUGGAGGAACUGGAAGCAGCCGAGGCAGCGGUAGGCGACGACGCUGUGGCUGCCACCUUGCGCAAGCACCUCCUACAUAUAGGAGGGACGUCUCUGCGUGAGGUGGCAUCGAAUGCCAUGAAGGCUGUAAUGGCACAUCCGGUGCAAGUGCUUUACAGCCUUCAUGGCAGAAAAGGCAAGCGAGCCUUCAUUAAUUUGAAGCUUUGCCGUAUAGUCACAGAUGUUGUCUGUGAGAAGGGCCACGUCGACGUGGUAGAGGCCCAGAGCUUCUUGAAGAAGUGGUUGCCAGGGUCUGUGGACAGGGGUGGCGGCAGGAAGAGGCGUUUCGCCGAAACGUUCGCAGCAGAGGACCCCAGUGAUCCCUGCCCUCGAGACGGGGAUCAUUGCUUGACCCCUGCUGCCCUCUCCCUACCCCACCCUUGCCCUCGGAGCCCUGGCCCGUCCGACCCCAGCCGUCCAGCUGCCUCCCCUGCAGAUGUGUAGUUCUGCACAAGACCUACAGCCAUGUGAUCUAUAAAUAAAUAAGUUAUUUUCAUUUACAA
Molecule: messenger RNA, 1970 nt
Organism: Dermacentor andersoni
Lineage: Eukaryota; Metazoa; Arthropoda; Arachnida; Ixodida; Ixodidae
Source: RefSeq, a predicted model, not a curated record